AUGGCUGCUGCUCAGAUUUCCCGCAAAGUGGUGAAGAAGGUGUUGGCCAUCGAGCAGGCUGAAGGGGCCGGUGCACUCGUUAGGCGGUCCAUUGGGACAAUGAAACUGAGGAACCUCACGCCAUUCCUCGUCCUAGACCACUUCCAUGUUUCUAAGGGCGCUGGAUUCCCGGAUCACCCCCACCGUGGCCAGGCUACUGUGACCUACAUGCUUGAAGGUUCGAGCAAACACGAGGACUCAGCCGGUCACAAGGGGACGAUAGAAACGGGCGGUGUCCAGUGGAUGUGCGCAGGCAAAGGCAUCAUCCACGCAGAGAUGCCAGUGCAUGCUCCUGACCAACCGGAGCCUCGGGGUCUGCAAUUGUGGGUGGACCUGCCCAAGGAAUACAAGAUGGUGGAACCUUCAUAUCAAGAGCUAGGGCCAGACCAGAUCCCGAGCGCAUACCCAGAGGGUCCUGAAGGCCCUGUCCAGAUCAAGGUCAUCAGCGGAAAAAGCCACGGUGUUGAAUCCCCCGUACGACCGCUGGGUGGUUGCUGGUAUUUCCAUGUAAUAUUCAAGAAGCCUGCAACCAUUUGGCAGGAUCUUCCUGCUGGAUGGACGUCGUUUAUCUACCUCUGGAAAGGCGCGGUGAAGGUCGGCGACGAGCCCGUACCGUUCGAGAAAUUCCACACCCUCGUGCUAUCGUCUGGAGGGACAGAGAACGGUGUUAAGCUCGAGGCGACCGAAGAAGACACCAACCUCGUUUUGAUCGCGGGAGAACCCCUGGAUCAGACCGUCUUCCAGUACGGACCGUUUGUGAUGACAUCACGCGAGGAGAUCCAGAAGACGCUGAUAGACUACCAACUCGGGAUGAACGGCUUCGAGAAGGCGCAUACUUGGAAGAGCGAGAUCGGUAAUCAAUAA
Messenger RNA from Gloeophyllum trabeum ATCC 11539, 903 nucleotides. RefSeq lists its product as uncharacterized. NCBI's taxonomy places the organism in Eukaryota, Fungi, Basidiomycota, Agaricomycetes, Gloeophyllales, Gloeophyllaceae. The transcript has 13 exons. The coding region runs from base 1 to 903 and encodes 300 amino acids. The record is from RefSeq and is a predicted model, not a curated record.